UAAUUCUAUGGCGCUACAUUUCAAAUUAUACUGUCAGCAGUAUACAGCUGUUGUAAUUGACAUGACACUGACUGAUUUAACUAUUCGACAGGACAUCGCCCCAUUACAGGCUGACUAUAGGGUUUUUUCUGAACUUCGGAACUUGUUGACUUGUCUGACGUCCUAAAUAGUAAGGGGCGGAUCUGCUUGGGAGAAACGCAGUGAAAGAGUUUUGUAACAACGAUGGCGGGUUUCGGAUUGUUGAAGCUCUGUGGUAAACAGCCACUGAUAAUGGUUGUAGGGGGCAGUAGAGUGGGCUUCCUUACUUCGAAUAUUGGAGGGUCAGUCCCAGGACGGUACCAGCGCACUUUCUGCAGCGGCAGUAGGACCACAUUUAAUGAACCGCCAAGUGCUGAGUGGUUCGCUCGUCCCGCAGGCAUCUGUUCCAUGUUAAAGCUACCCGUGCGGGAAUCAGCGCGAGGACUGGAUGCAGCCUUCGUCGGGAUCCCGCUGGACAUUGGCACCUCCAACCGACCGGGAGCCAGAUUUGGGCCUCGUCAUAUCCGAGCAGAGUCUGUGAUGUUAAGGGCAUACAAUUCCAGUACACGUGCUGCACCGUAUAAAUCAAUGAUGAUUGCUGAUAUUGGAGAUGUCAAUGUGAAUCUCUAUGAUCUAAAAGACAGCUGUAGAAGGAUACGAGAUGCAUACCAGAAGAUAAUGUCAGAGAACUGUAUUCCAUUGACAUUAGGGGGAGAUCAUACAAUAGCUUAUCCGAUACUGCAGGCUGUUGCUGAAAAGCACGGCCCAGUAGGAUUGGUACAUGUAGAUGCUCACUCUGAUACUGGUGAUGUAGGACUGGGAGAAAAAAUUACUCACGGAACCCCUUUCCGGCGCUGUGUGGAGGAAGGACUCUUGGACUGUAAGAGAGUAUUACAGAUUGGUCUUCGAGGUUCAUCUUACUCACCAGAUGCUUAUCAAUUCAGCAAAGAAACGGGUUUUCGUGUGGUUCCUGCAGAAGAUUGUUGGUUUAAGUCACUAGCUCCACUGAUGUCAGAUGUCAGAAAGCAGAUGGGUGAUGGUCCUGUUUACAUCAGUUUUGAUAUUGACGGCCUAGAUCCUGCAUUUGCACCUGGCACAGGAACACCUGAGAUUGCAGGCCUUACCACAAGCCAGGGUCUUGAAAUUAUUCGUGGUUGCCAAGGGAUGAAUAUUGUUGGCUGUGAUCUUGUGGAGGUUGCACCAAUGUAUGACAUUUCUGGAAACACUGCACUGACUGCUGCCAACCUGUUAUUUGAAAUGCUGUGUGUUCUGCCUAAAGUGAAAUUCUUGUAAUGAAUUAGACACCAGAUUCAACUGCUGUGCAUCUCUUUUAGAAACUGUAAUAAUUGGUACAUCACCACAGCAGUGCAGUAUGUCCGUCUACUAAUCAGUAUUAACUGCUCUGAAGCUCAGAGUCGAACAUGCAGCACUGUUGAAAAUAAAUCCCAGUGAUUCAUCAGAAAAGUUGACUAAAUUCUUUAUACAAGGUUGACACUGUGACAUAAAAGGAUGAAGCCAUGACUUCAGCUCAAGGGUCACUAACUGAAUCGGGGUUGGAGAAGCCCACUGAAAUGGGAGGAAUGAGAAGAUGCAUGCCUGUUUGCUGUCCUUAACAAGGGGGAUGUUAGACAUGCCAGGUACAUCUGUUUUUACAGUGGUUCCUGGAGACUGGGAUUUGUCUGCAUUAAUGAGCAGAAGGAGUGGGAAAAGCAGUUAGGAGUUUGCCAUCACAGAGGUGGAGGUGACCUCCUAGCACUGCCUAUGUACACACACAUGAAGCCUUCUGUAGCAUUCAAGGGCAGAGUUUAGAGCAUAACUUAAAGUACCCUUUGAGUAGCAUUAGUGUCACUGCACCAGGGACUGUCAUCUCCUCUGCAUCUCCCAGAACCCAUACUCACUGCUACAGGUCAGCUGGUGUCCUCUUUUCCCAGGGGGAGGGUGUUGUAAACCACAUUACAGAGAACCAAAAUGGAGGGGCACUGGUUGGCAGCUAGCAGUCCCUCUGCCACAGGCCAAAAAUAAUGAUGAUUAUGAUAAAUUCUUUAUGCACUUACAUAUCUCUGCAGAAAGUGAGAAACCAGACUUUUAUGGCAUACUCUCAGGCCUAUUAUAUCAAUGCCUUGUAAACUUCUUUUAAUGGGAGGCACCUGACAUUUUACAGAAACAUCAAUUUGAUGGCAGAUAUGGAACACUUCUUCCCUUUUCUGCGCAUUACACUAUUUUCUAAAUAAACUAUAGGUACUACUUAGAGACCUGGUCGUGAAUUUUGUGCUAACCUUUAUUUUUCAGUGAUGUUUGUCCAUAAAAUUCCUGUUUAAUGUUUCAGUUCUUGUUUUAUAGCUUCAUUUUUAAUAAAAAGUAGUGCUUGUU
Messenger RNA from Protopterus annectens (West African lungfish), 2388 nucleotides. RefSeq names its product agmatinase (gene AGMAT). The record is from RefSeq and is a predicted model, not a curated record. NCBI's taxonomy places the organism in Eukaryota, Metazoa, Chordata, Ceratodontiformes, Protopteridae. The transcript has 7 exons. Bases 223 to 1311 code for a protein of 362 amino acids. Gene Ontology annotation, molecular function: agmatinase activity; metal ion binding.